AUGAAGAAAUCUCCUUUUAACAGAUUCUCAGAAAUUGUGAGUGCUGGAGGCAGUACAGUAUGGGGGAGUCCUGCAGAUGUAGGAAGUGUUGUAGGAGGGGAAGAAUUUGAUGUGGUUUUGGACAACAAUGGCAAGGAUCUUGAUGCUUCGAGGCCGGUGAUAGAUUGGGCCAAGAGUGCAGGUGCCAAGCAAUUCUUGUUCAUCAGUAGUGCCGGAAUCUACAAACCAACGGAUGAACCUCCUCAUGAUGUUGCCAAAGCAGAUGCUGGUCAUGUUGGAGUUGAGAAAUACAUUGAAGAAACUUUUGACAGUUGGGCACUAGACCAAGAUUAUUACCCUGGUAGGAGGAAAAGAGGCAAGGACUACAAAGAGGGCGUGUACGAGUUACCAUUCUAUUAUCCUCGUCAAGUAAGCUACUCAUCAAUUCUUAAGUCAUAUGCCUUAUGGAUUAUAUUGUAUUGUUGUUGUGAAGAAACUGAUUUCAUAUGGCAGGCUUGGGAUAAUCUUCGGUAG
Messenger RNA from Vicia faba (fava bean), 513 nucleotides. Lineage: Eukaryota; Viridiplantae; Streptophyta; Magnoliopsida; Fabales; Fabaceae. The record is from the annotation of a GenBank genome assembly.